This is a messenger RNA of Trichobilharzia szidati, 1413 nucleotides long. Lineage: Eukaryota; Metazoa; Platyhelminthes; Trematoda; Strigeidida; Schistosomatidae. The record is from the annotation of a GenBank genome assembly.
AUGUUGAUUGAAAAAAAUAUCGAACAUAACAAAGUGAGUAAAAUCGUUAGUGCUGUCUGUAGCGAUGCUAAUGAUUUGAUGUAUCAACAUCGAAAGUAUUCUGAAAGGUUUAACGUAGUCGACAUCGAUCCAUUUGGAACAGCAAGCCCAUUUUUAGACUCCGCUGUCCAGUGUUUGCAUAAUGGUGGACUACUUUGUGUAACUUCAACCGAUAUGGCUGUAUUAUGUGGCAGUACUCCUGGAACUGCAAUGGGCAAAUACGGUGGGAUGGCUAUUAAAACAUCAUCUACACAUGAAGUUGGAUUACGAAUACUUCUGAAUGGCAUACAGUCAGCUGCCAGUCGAUAUGGUAAAAUCAUUGAACCACUGUUAUCAUUGUCGGUGGAUUUCUAUGCUAGAAUUUUCGCUCGUGUUUGGUCUAGCCCAAUAUCUGUCAAAGCGAUUGCAGCUAAGCAUGGUAUCUGUUAUACUUGUCCUGGUUGUCUGGCGUACUAUAUACAACCUUUGGGUGAGGCACUUAAUAAUAACAGAGCGAUUGCUCCUGCUCGUGGUCCUCCUGUAGGUCCUCAAUGCACGUACUGCGGUUCAAAAUUUAAUGUAUUUGGUCCUAUGUGGAUUGGACCCUUACAUAGUCGUUCAUUCUUAUACGAUUUCCUUUCUGAUUUGGGCUAUCCUCCUGGAUCCGGCGGUAGUGAAAAUCACUCUUCGCAAACUACAGCGGAUAAGGAUGAAGAGUCUUCAAAAUUACCGAAUGAAUCAGAAACUCAGUUGUCGGACCAGUGUAACUUAGUAUCAAAUAAACACUACGGUACAAUUAAACGUAUUGUUGGUAUGGCGACUAUGGCGUAUGAAGAACUGCCUGAUGUGCCUUUAUAUUAUGCAGUUGAUCAACUAGCAUCACUUUAUGGUUGUACUAUCCCUAAAUUAUUAGAAUUACACUCUUGUUUUCUCAAUGCCAACUAUCGUGUAUCCUGUUCGCAUGCUGAUAAGAAUUCUUUAAAAACUGAUGCGCCACACUCGUUUGUACUUGACUGUUUUCGAGUUCACUACGAAAAACUCCGUGAACUAAAGAACUCGAAUCAAAAUUCAGAUAGUGAAGAACAUUCUAAAGAAGUAGUUGAAACAUUAGAAAAAACUAGUAUUCGAGAUAGGAGACGUGCGAGACGUAAACGUAGUUGUAACGAUAACGCAGAAGAUGAAGACAUAAGCUAUGAGCCAAAUAGUGGUGAAGAUCGCAAGACAGUUCGCGCCAGCCUAUUGACCAGGCCAAUUAAUCCAUCAGUUUCUUUCACCUGCCAUCCGCUCGCCAAUCCACCUUCACGAAAUAAUGGACUACUGAGAUAUCAAGUAAAUCCUGAAAAACAUUGGGGUCCUAAGUCUAAACGGAAAAACAAAGUUGCAUCUCCCCAGUGA